AAGCUAGCUUGGUGGUUAGAAGAAAGCUAGCUCGCUGCUCGGGGGGGUUGACUCGCUUGUGCGCAAAAAAAGGACGACCUAAAGUCACACGUUUGACCGAUUUUACCGAAAGCAAGACAUUUUACUCUUAACGGUCGCGUACAAACCGCGGCGGUCGACACCAGCCCGAACUGAUCGCAGCCCGCCGCGUCAAAUACCAGACAGACAACGGCAGCCCCGCACACAGACGCUAUGGACCGUUCCCCCACCACCGCCGCCCUGAUGGCCAGCAACAUCACCAACAAGAACGACCCGCGCUCCCUCAACUCGCGGGUCUUCAUCGGCAACCUCAACACCCUGCUGGUCACCAAGGCCGACGUCGAGGCCAUCUUCUCCAAAUACGGCAAGAUCGUGGGCUGCUCCGUCCACAAGGGCUUCGCCUUCGUCCAGUUCGCCAACGAGCGGAACGCCCGGACCGCCGUCAGCGGGGAGGACGGGAGGAUGAUCGUCGGCCAAGUACUGGACAUCAACCUGGCCGGCGAACCCAAACCACACAGGUCAAAAACCUCCAAACGCUCCGCUGGAGACAUGUACAGCAGCAGUUCCUCAUUUGAACUCGACUAUGACUUCCAGAGAGAUUAUUACGACAGAAUGUACUCGUACCCGUCCCGGGUCCCCGCCCCCCCACCUCCUCCCCCCCUGUCGAGGGCCGUGAUCCCGUCCAAGCGCCCGCGGGUCAGCCUCAGCGGAGGGAGCAGCCGGCGAACAAAGAGCAGCUUCUCCUCGUCCUCCAAGAGCGGCCAGAGGACGUCCUCGUCCAAAACAAAGGGGCUUUUCUCCUCUUCGGUGAAAGUGGACGAGCUGCAGACCAUCAAGCGGGAGUUGACCCAAAUCAAAAGCAAAGUGGACGACCUGCUGGACAGCCUGGAGCGCAUGGAGAAGGACCACAGCAAGAAGUCGGGUAGGGGGCUCAAACACACUAAAGGCAUAAAAACUGAGCCGGGCGAAGUGACGUCGCCGCCGCACACGAGCAGCAAGAAGGACGACGCGUUGAAGAGGGACAGGGAGUGCCAGGAGCUGAACGACUCCGACGAGGACGAGGAAGACGAUGACGACGCCGACCUGCUGGAGGACGACGAGGUGAAGAGUCAAGAGAGGGAGGAUGAAGACGAUGAGGAGGAGGAAGGGGAGCACGUGGAAGGAGACGAUGACGACGAUAUCGAAAGUGUUAACGGCGAAGACGACUCAUAGACGCGGGACCCUGCCAACGCAUGACACACACACACACACACACACACACACACACACACACACCCCCGCUUCCAGUAGGAACUCUGACUCCUGUUUUAACACUUGUGUUGUAGAGCAAACACACUCGCAUGGUGCACACACACACUCUGUUGUCUGUUGAUUUGUUUUUGUCCAGUGUUGCUGUUGGUUUGUGUGUUUUUACCGCGUCGUCGCUCGCCCUCGAGGACGGAAACACGAGGCUGAAGGUUCUCAGAGAUGAAAGCAGCCACGAAAGGCCGGUUUUAGCUUCAGUGCGUUUUGGUUUUCCUCAUUGGUGAGUCUGUAUGUUAAGGUCUAGUUUUUUUUAUUCACAACUGUAAAGGAAUAAAUUGCAAUAAAAUAUUAAAAUGGAA
Molecule: messenger RNA, 1622 nt
Organism: Gasterosteus aculeatus aculeatus (three-spined stickleback)
Lineage: Eukaryota; Metazoa; Chordata; Actinopteri; Perciformes; Gasterosteidae
Gene: hnrnpca
Product: heterogeneous nuclear ribonucleoprotein C a
Cellular component (GO): nucleus
Molecular function (GO): RNA binding
Source: RefSeq, a predicted model, not a curated record